This is a messenger RNA of Meriones unguiculatus (Mongolian gerbil), 4129 nucleotides long. RefSeq names its product aldo-keto reductase family 1 member B7-like. Lineage: Eukaryota; Metazoa; Chordata; Mammalia; Rodentia; Muridae. The transcript is spliced from 7 exons. Bases 3317 to 3835 code for a protein of 172 amino acids. Gene Ontology annotation, molecular function: aldose reductase (NADPH) activity. Gene Ontology annotation, cellular component: cytosol; mitochondrion. The record is from RefSeq and is a predicted model, not a curated record.
GCUUCGCCAAGUAUGCUCAGGGAGAAAAAUUUCUGGCAGUGCUCUGCCCAGUUCACAAACCCCAAAAGACCAGGAAUAACUAGACUCCACUGUAAAUACAUGAGGUUCUUUUUAUUGUAAAUUACAAGCUGCAGCUUGGGCCCACACAUCCCACCAACAAAGCGGUGGGAGCUGAGCGCCCUGUGCCCAGAUUAGUUGGGUCAUUUAAAGAUCCUGCUCCAUCCCAGCAUGCCCAAGGCAGGGGCAAUUCCUGCCUGGCAAGCAUCUAUUGGUCAAAAUGCUACAUUUUGAAUUGAUUGGCUAUAGGAAGGUCCCCAGACUAUAAUGAUCUGGUGUCCCUCCGUAGGGGGAUGGGCCAGUUUCCUAGCAACUGUGUCUCUAGCGGCUAAUUUUUAAUCUUUUGGUCUCUCAGCAGGACCACUUUAGUCCCACCCUGGCUUGAAAAAGCUGACGUUCACUGCAUCUAAUUUUAAUGCUAUUAUUUGUAUGUUUUUUUUUCCCUCUCUUUUCUAAAAUUCAUUUAUCCACUUAGGGGAGAAUCACGCUUGUGUAGGUCAGAGAACAUUGUGGAAGUAGACUCUCUACUUCAACUGUUGUGGGGUUCUCUUAAAUCCAACAGAACUCAAACACCAGGUCAAUGUAGAGGACAAAAACGAACUGUAAUCAGGCUAUAAUCAUCCAUCAGUAGAUGGAUGAGGGACGCAGAACAGACUCGGGAGCUGAACUGCAGCCCUGAGGAGAUGUUGUACAGAAUAUUUAAAGGAUGAAACUAUAAAGCAAGAGGGAGUGGGGUGGGCUGUGGUGUUGUCUGAUCGUAUUUUGACAUAAGGGGUUGAGCAAGAGAGUUUCCGUCAACCAGGGUAAGAGUAGGUUCCUGGGCCUGGAAACAUGAGCUUAAUUUGGCCCUGCCAGCAAGAUGGAGAAGUGUCCUUGAGAUGGCUGGACCCAGACAACUGUUUCCUUACAAUAGAAGCUGUUGUCCUGGGAUGUCCCCAGGUCCCCUAGGGCCUGGGACCUUAAACUUAGUUUUUCCAUAUGAUUAAAUGGAGUCUGAGACUGUUAUGGUAGUACUUAGAGUAAGUUUCCUUUGUUACCAACACAACUAUGUGGGUUUUCAGGAACUAACUUUGGUCGUCAGUCUUGGCCUCAAGCACCACCAUCCACAGAGUAUGAAACAUUUUAAAGGAAUAAAAAGAUAAUAAUGCUGAGCUGGAUAUGAUUGGUGCAUGCCUUGAAUUCCAGCAUUCAGAAGAAAGAGAGAAGAGAGAAGGCAGAUAUUUAUGAUUUCCAGGCAAACCUGUUCUACAUAGCAACUUCCAGGUCAGCUGGACAGACACAGUGAGACCUGGUCUAGAUAGAUAGAUAGAUAGAUAGAUAGAUAGAUAGAUAGAGGUAGGUAGAGAGAGAGAGAGAGAGAGAAUCUUGGUCAGUGUCAUAUUGCUGUAAAGAGACACCAUGACUGAAACAACUAUUAUAAAUAAUUGAUGGCUUGCUUACAAUUUUAGAGGGUUAGUCCAUAAUCAUCAUUGUGGGAAGCACACAGGCAGAAACGGUGCUGUGCUGGAAAGUAGCUGAGAGCUACGUCCUGAUCAACUGGUUGAGAGAGAGACUCUGGGUUUGACAUGGGCUUUUGAAACCUUAAAGUCCACCCCCAGUGAUACACUUCCUCUGAUAAGGUCACAUUUACUUCAACAAGGACAUAUCUUCUAAUUCUUAAGUAAUGGCAUUCCUCGAUGGCUAAACAUUUAAAUAUUUAAAUGGAGGCUAUUCUUUUUUAUUAAUUUAUUUAUUUUCCAUCCGUAUCACAGUUUCCCCUACCCUCCUCCUAGCCCUCCCUCUCACCUCACCUCCCUACCAUCCUCUAAUCCUCCCUUUUUCCUCAGAAGAGGCUCAGAAAAAGGGAGGCCUCCCAUAGAUAUCAACUCAUAUGGGGGCCAUUCUUAUUCAAACCACCACAGGUAGGUAAGUAGGUAGGUAGGUAGGUAGAUAGAUAGAUGUAGACCAGCAUGACCAGAGAUGUCACAUGAGGUGGUAAUACAGACCUACAGCUAAUCCAGUAGAAACCUCACUGACCACAAUUAAUAACAGAGAAAGAAAAUCUAAAAUAGCAUAAAGAGGUCAAUAUGAAUCAUAAACCUUACUCAAACCUGACCCAGGUCACAGAAUAACAUUGCUCUUAUUUCAAUGGGAAGUUACUGGGACACUUAGCUCUCAUCAGUGCUAAACUCUCGCCUAGAAAAGGUCUUCCUCACUCACCUGGUGCAUCUCAACCUGGUACACUGAAAUCUCCAGGGGCCAUUUUGAACAUCCUAAAAUCCACUCUGCAUCCCAAAGAAAAUCAGUAAGCUGCCCUGGGAGUGGAGCCUGAAAACUCAUUUCUUUUAGAGCCUCCGGAUGGCGCAAGAUGCAGCCAAGUUUUAGAAACAGUGGACAAAGUGCCAGCUCAACACACCGUGCUUGUCCCUGCCUCUCAGGCUUCUCCUCUCCUUCCUUCCAAUCUGCCCAUGAUUUUACCACCUUCCUCCAUGUUACUUUUCCAGGGCCGCAAAUGUCUCUCCUGGGAUUAGACAAUUCCUUCCUUUCCUCCCUUAUUCCUAUGCUAUUCAAACUGUCUAAUAAGCUGAGGUAGCCUAGCACUAAAGCUGACAGCUCACUGACAGAAAACUUAGCACUUAAAUUUUAUAUAUUUAUAUUCUAGCAACUCCUGGAAAGGAACUUGCAAUAAAUGAAUUAUGAAUUCAUAUCUAUUUUGUGGCUGCACUAUAGGGUUGGACAAUUAUCUUUGGACAAGUUUAGAACAAAAUCACUGUGGAUAAUAAAAAUAAAUAAAUGCCAACUUUUUGGGUUGAUUCCAUUUUGGCUAAGCAAGUAGUCAACCGGAUGGAUUUCAGCCCAACUGCAGCCUCAGGUGAGGUGCUCCCAUUAGGAUCCAGAUAUCUUCAAGGCCUACCUCAAAGUGUACCAUACCAUGUUUGGCAGGGAAGAGAGGAAUUAUGCCUCAGGCAAGCAGAUGAGCCAGGGUAGGCGCAUAAUCACAGUUUUAUUGGGGACUGGGGUGGGAGGUUCAUACCUCAAAACCUACCUGGGCUGCAGCGUGAGGUCAAAGGCUAUCUGUUUGACCUAGAGAGACCCUAUCUCAAAACUGAACUGAAGAAAGUCUGGGGGAAUAAGGAUGUCAUCCAGCCAUGAAGUGCGUGUCCAGCUCAUGAGGAACUUCAGGUUCAAUCUGCAAUACCAUAAAAUAAAAAUCAAAAAGACAGCCAAGAGAAGAGAUUCUUGCCACAGGGCCUGUUUUCUGGAUAACCAGGUUUAGGGCAUGGAGGAACUGGUGGACCAGGGGCUGGUGAAAGCCCUGGGCGUCUCCAACUUCAACCACUUCCAGAUUGAAAGGCUCCUGAACAAGCCUGGACUGAAACAUAAGCCAGUGACCAACCAGGUUGAAUGCCACCCCUACCUGACACAGGAAAAACUGAUCCAGUACUGUCACUCCAAGGGCAUCACCGUUACAGCCUACAGCCCUCUGGGCUCUCCAGACAGACCUCAAGCCAAGCCAGGAGACCCUGUAAUCCUGGAGAUUCCCAAGAUUAAAGAAAUUGCUGCAAAGCAUAAGAAAACCGCAGCACAGGUUCUGAUUCGGUUCCACAUCCAGAGGAAUGUGGCCGUGAUCCCCAAGUCUGUGACACCCUCCCGCAUAGAGGAGAACAUUCAGGUCUUUGACUUCCAGUUGAGUGAUGAGGAGAUGGCCACCAUCCUUAGUUUCAACAAAAACUGGAGGGCCUGUGGCCUGUUUGCGGCAAGCCAUAGUGAGGACUUCCCUUUCCACGCAGAAUACUGAAGCUGAAUCACCUGAUGGGUUUGCCUGGUGGACCUCUUCACUGAUAUGCAACUCACUCCUCCUGAGUCCUAUUUUUUCUUUGCUACACCAUGAGAUGCCAUACUGAGCCAGCCACGAUAGGGCAAUUCUGCAUUUAAAUUCUCAUGUUCAACUAGAAGCGGACUGUCACAGGGAAAUGUGACUCAGCAAAGGACAACGGCUUUCACUAAUUUGCUCUGGCCAAAUGUUUGUCAAACACCAGGACCACUAGCAACAUUGAGGAUAAAAAGAAUAAUAAAAUAGAAAGGAAACGCC